AUGUCAUUAGCAGAAGUUGCAGUCGUGGACGCGGACGUCUCGUCCUCGUCGCCACUUUCACUCUUCGUGCACUGUACUCGUCUCGCUGCAGCUUCCGCUUCGACGGCUGCUAUCCGCUUGCAGCUGCUGGACCCUCCAACUUUAUACGAGGCCGAAGUCUCUUCCCGUCACAAGCCACGCGCGCUCGACUGCUCCGGUGUCGAGUAUGUGGCGGCGGUGGAGACAGCGCUAAGUUUAAUGGCAGACACAAAGCCUCGCUUCGAGCUCCGAUGGUCAAGACAGAAGCGCACACUGACGCUAAUGGAGCGCUCCGAGUUCGCCAUGAAAUUCUGCGCCAUCGAGUUCCAAGCCACGGAAAGUGGUGACAAAUGGCGUAUGUUACUGCAUCAACUCGAGACGCUGCUGGAGCAGAAGGAGAAGCUUCUGGAAACGGCAUUGGCAGCAAAGCAGAGCACGGAGGAUUGUCUGAUCCAGGGCUUCUGCGCCGUGUUAAAUGCCAAGAAGGACGAGAUCAGGAGACUGCAGGACGAGGUAGAAACAGCGCAGAGAUAUGGCAUUACUCCAAUGGUCAAGAAGAAGCCAGUGGUGAAGAGAACGAGGAAGGCGACGGGGGCCAAGUUAAAGAGGAAGGAGGAGAGCGAUGAGUCUAGUAAAGAAGAGAGUGAUGAAGAUAUGGGUACAGAGGAGGAAGAGGAGGAGUCUAAGCGAACGAAGAGAGAUGCUAUUGACGCGUACAGUCACCUGCCCGCUAAUCUGAAGCCGAGUUCGGUGCAGGUUAGCUCGGCGGAAGAUCUGCUGUCGAGUAUGGACGACAUUAUCAAGAACGAAGAGGAGGUGGAUGAAGCUACGCAGCGAGGAGAUAAGAUCCAGCCAACGCCACCUCCUCAGGUCGACGAGACGAUGGACUCAGAAGAGGAAGAUCUCCUUGACAUGUUAUCGUAA
This is a messenger RNA of Phytophthora infestans T30-4, 942 nucleotides long. RefSeq lists its product as uncharacterized. Gene Ontology annotation, molecular function: DNA binding. Lineage: Eukaryota; Oomycota; Peronosporomycetes; Peronosporales; Peronosporaceae. The transcript has 3 exons. Gene Ontology annotation, cellular component: DNA ligase IV complex; nucleus; DNA-dependent protein kinase-DNA ligase 4 complex. The record is from RefSeq and is a predicted model, not a curated record. Gene Ontology annotation, biological process: DNA recombination; positive regulation of ligase activity; response to X-ray. Bases 1 to 942 code for a protein of 313 amino acids.